Molecule: messenger RNA, 722 nt
Organism: Cryptomeria japonica (Japanese cedar)
Lineage: Eukaryota; Viridiplantae; Streptophyta; Pinopsida; Cupressales; Cupressaceae
Product: 36.4 kDa proline-rich protein-like
Exons: 1
Coding region: 66-398 (110 amino acids)
Source: RefSeq, a predicted model, not a curated record
UUGCAGCAACUCGUUUUCCGUAGUAUUGUUUUCGUUAGUUCUGCUGAGAAAUCAAUAUUGUGAGAAUGAAAAAGGCUGGUGCAGUAUUGCUUAUUGUUGUGAUCCAGGUGGCGAGCACCAUGCCACUAAUAAUGGCGGAAUGCCCACUUGACGCUGUGAAGCUUGGAGCCUGUGUUGAUGCGCUUAGUGGCCUUGUCCACGUGGGCGCUGGAGAUCCCGUAGUAAACCAAUGCUGUCCUGUGAUUGAAGGAGUUUUGGCAUUAGAGGCAGCACUGUGUUUCUGCUUAACCAUUAGGGCCAAGCUUCUCAACCUUAAUAUCCUUCUCCCACUGGCAAUCCAGCUUAUUGCAGCCUGUGGAACGACAGUUCCUCCAAGCUUCAAAUGCCCAGCUCAGUAACCUGUUAUCAUUGCUCAAAGUAUUCUAUAGCUUAGUUUUCUCUUCAACUCAUAUGCCUACUACUAUCUAUUUUAUGGUUUUGGCUGUGGAUUUCAGUGCUUGUUGGCUGAAUAAAAAUGUUGGAAGGAUGACGCUUUGCAAAAGAAUGUUCGCCUCGUAUAUUUGAGGUUUGUGAAGAGUCAUGCAACUUUCAACAUAUUAAACGUUAACAUGCAUUAGAUUGUACUUCUUAUUACUGGACGAAUUGGUGCUCUAAUAACUAUUCGCCUAGACUUGCAAAAAUAUAAAAUAUAAAAUAAAUAAAUAAAUAAAGCAUUAUUAUUG